CCCCUUGCAAUAUUUUAUUUAUAACAGUUUUGUAAAUACCUCCUUUAUGCUUGUAAUCAAAUACUUGUAACUUUAUGUGACAUGUAACGCGAAAUUAUGAAUAACCGAGCUUAUUACACAUGUAAAAUGAAUGAAGAAACGUACAAAGAAAUAAAUUUAAAUAAGGAAAUGUUUUAGAAAUCAAUGCGAUCGAUAAGAUACGCACGAAAAAGCAAAAUGAAACGACGAAGUCGGAGUACUGCUUUGUAAAUAUAAUAACAGAUGUGUGCGAAUGUUGCAGGUGUUAUCAAAGGACUGAAAUAUUCACAGAAUGGAACUGAAAUGUAAAAUACAAACUUACGACUGGGGAAAGUAUGGUAUUGAUAGUAUGGUUGCGACAUUAACAAAAUCUGCUAAUUGUGACUUUAUACUGGAUGAGAAGAAACCAUAUGCUGAGUUAUGGAUGGGCACACAUCCCAAUGGGCCUUCAUACAUGAAAGAACUGAAUAUGCCUUUGGAGAAAUACAUAAAAGAAAAUAGCGAAGUAUUAGGCAGCGAUGUUCAAAAAAUAUUUGGACAAAAUUUGCCAUUUUUGUUUAAGGUGUUAUCUGUGAAUAAAGCAUUAUCAAUUCAGGCACAUCCAAACAAGGAGAAGGCGAAAGAAUUGCAUCAGCAGUACCCUACUAUUUACAAAGACGCAAAUCAUAAGCCUGAGCUUGCAAUAGCAUUAACACCUUUCGAGGCUCUCUGUGGCUUCCGUCCAAUUAGAGAGAUAAAAGAGUUUUUAAAAGUUCUUCCAGAGUUACGUGCCGUAAUAGGAGCAGACAAAGUAUUUAAAUUUAUGACAACCGACGAAACGGGCAUUAUUAAAUCCUUGAAAACGUGUUUCCAUAGUCUCAUGUCUUGUGAUCCUGGUUUAAUAGCGCUACAACUUAGAAAAUUACUUGAUAGAUUGUCUAACUUGGACGAAUCAUUGAGGCAAACUUUACAUGCUAGUGUGUUAGAAAGACUGUACUCGGAUUAUCCGGGAGAUGUAGGAUGUUUUGGUAUUUACUUUUUUAAUUUUAUAACAAUGCAGCCUGGUGAAGCUAUAUACCUUGGAUCAAAUGAACCGCACGCAUAUCUUUCUGGUGAUUGUAUAGAAUGUAUGGCGUGCUCUGAUAAUGUAGUACGCGCGGGAUUGACUCCAAAGCUGAAAGAUGUGUCAACAUUGAUCGAAAUGUUAAUGUAUAAUUGCGAACCAAUUUCGGCAAAAAAAUUUCAACCUUCCCGCGAAGAUGAAUGCACAGAAGUAUUUCGUCCUCCUGUAACAGAUUUUGCAGUUGCUAAAAUUACAAUACCCCCUGGACGAUCCUCGUAUAAUAUAAUUCCUAGAAGUACGGCUAGUAUUUUGAUUAUUAUAAACGGGAAAGGUGAGAUUUCAUCGUCGAAAAUUCUUUAUCGAGGCUCCGUCAUAUUUAUUCCGGCAAAUGAAAAAAUUGGAAUCAAAGUUUUAUGCGGAUGUCAUCCAAUGUUGAUGUUCCAAGCCUUUGUAAAUGUUUAAGGGUAAUUUUUCGAUGCUCGAAAGAAAAUGUGACAAACGGUAACAUCAAAAUUAUACGCACAAAGUAUUAC
Messenger RNA from Colletes gigas, 1593 nucleotides. RefSeq names its product mannose-6-phosphate isomerase (gene Mpi). Gene Ontology annotation, molecular function: zinc ion binding; mannose-6-phosphate isomerase activity. The record is from RefSeq and is a predicted model, not a curated record. Lineage: Eukaryota; Metazoa; Arthropoda; Insecta; Hymenoptera; Colletidae. Gene Ontology annotation, cellular component: cytosol. The transcript has 6 exons. Gene Ontology annotation, biological process: GDP-mannose biosynthetic process; carbohydrate metabolic process. The coding region runs from base 311 to 1522 and encodes 403 amino acids.